Messenger RNA from Thermochaetoides thermophila DSM 1495, 1425 nucleotides. RefSeq lists its product as uncharacterized. Gene Ontology annotation, biological process: plasma membrane tubulation; actin cortical patch localization; endocytosis. Bases 1 to 1425 code for a protein of 474 amino acids. The transcript is spliced from 4 exons. The record is from RefSeq and is a predicted model, not a curated record. Gene Ontology annotation, cellular component: mating projection tip; actin cortical patch; Rvs161p-Rvs167p complex. Gene Ontology annotation, molecular function: protein binding; lipid binding. Lineage: Eukaryota; Fungi; Ascomycota; Sordariomycetes; Sordariales; Chaetomiaceae.
AUGCUAUCUAUGCAGAAGCAUUUUGGAAGGCUCUGGAACAAAGGCCCGGGAGACAACGCUAAAGCUUCGGCCCUCCUGACCGACUAUGAAGAUGCCGACAGGGUCUUUGCCAAGAUCAUCGACAUGACAAAGCAGUGGAAAGAUGCCUGGACAUCUCUCGCCUCCUCCCAGCUGCAGCUAGUAGCCGAGUUUGAAGGACUCUAUGAUCCUAUCGUUGGCGCCUCCGAAGGUUCUCGCCGUCAAACCACCCCAACGCCCCAACUUCAGUUGGAGAGAACAUUCAGGUUAAAGAAGGAAUACAAAGAAUUAAAGACCGAGUUAUUAGGGGAAAUCGGACUGAUCGAGGAACAUGUCAUAAGACCGGCUGCUGAGGCCCGCAAGUUUAUUGCGCCGGUUCGGAAAACCAUCGGGAAACGCGAAAACAAGCGACUGGCAUACGAAAAACUUCAAGACAAAGCAAUCAAGAUCCAGCGAAAACCUUGUCGGACGACAAAAGACGAAGCAGCCCUUGCAAAACUCGAGGUGGAGUUGUCAAAGGCUGCUGAGGAGUUUGGAGUCGCCGACGAACAUCUUCGUAAAACCCUGCCGCCGAUCAUCAUGGCAACCUUCAAUCUCAUUCCUCCCCUCCUCUCAAAUAUCGUCCUCAUCCAAACCCGGUUGCUGGGCUUGUAUUACACCGCCCUGCACGGUUACUGCCAGGAGAUAGGACUUCCAUCUCCCCCCCCUCCAAUGAACGAGGUUAUUUCUACAUGGUGCUCGACAUACGGGACAAUUCGACAGAAAGUCGAAUCCUUGAGCAUCGUUGCCCGUGGGAAUUCAGCCCACAAAACCCUGAAGCUUGGCGAUGACAUUCUCUGUCCAACCGGCACUGGUUCCAAUAGAACUUCAUCCAGCAGCUCAAGUGCGAAACUUCACGUACGACAGUGUCGGGUUUCGUCCAUCAGCUCCUUGGAGGCACCCCCUUUCAUGACCGGGAACAAUCCGGUCGCUCAGCCCUCGUCAGCCAGGCAGCCUAACUACACUCAUCCAACUGACUUUACCACAACUGUCGCUCUUGGUGGUGUAGAUAUCGUACAUCCUGGGCAGCGUACCUCUCGCCUCCAUACAAGUGACGACGACUCUGCUGUAUCCCCCAGUACUCCAUCGAGGAAUGUUGGCAAUAAUACCAAACAGUCGGUGCUUAUGGCAGCUAAAAAGAAAGCCCCUCCUCCACCUCCUCCACCGAAACGCAUCUCAGGAGCGAAAAAAGAGGAGUGGGUUAUUGCCCAGUAUGCAUUCGCCGCACAGGGGCCUGAAGAUUUGUCAUUUCAGGAGGGGGACAAGAUCAAAGUCUUGUGGAGAUCAAAGACUGAUCAAGACUGGUGGGUUGGCGAGUUGAAUGGUGUGAAGGGCAAUUUUCCGGCCAAUUACUGCAAGGCUCUGUGA